UCGAGAAUAAGCCCCAGGAUUAUCUUUCCAUGUGAACUAACACAAUGGACACUGCUAUUAGUGUUUUGGAGGCUGGAGGGAAGGAUAAACUGUUGGAGAAUGUGGAUCUGAGCAGUAAUGAAGAGGCCCAACAUUCUCUGUUUCUAUGGUUGAUUGAUCCCGGCAGACUUAUCAUUUUCUUCAUCAGUCUAUUUUUAAUCUACAACGGCUCUCAGAGAGCAGUGAAGCUUGACCGAGACUCCAAAGAUAACCCAAUGGCUGAAGGAGUACAGGACCUCACGUGUUACCAUGUGGUGCUCAUGCCCGUCAUCGGCUCUGUCAUGCUCCUCACAAUGUUCUACUUCUUUGAGUACAUUCAAUACGUGUACAUCAUUAUGUGUGUUGUUGUGUCAGUCACAGCCUUCAUUAACUUCAUCUACCCUCUUCUCACAUGGACCCAAGACAAGUUGCAGCUCAGAGACGAUCGUCUGCCUCUACUGACGGCUGUUGUACUAUCAAUCACCAUGGCAACAGCAUGGGUCCUCACGGGACACUGGUUGUGUUUAGAUGCUCUAGGCAUGGCUCUGAGUGUGAUGAUGAUCCAGUUUGUACGAGUGCCCAGUUUAAAGGUGGCCACAUUACUGCUACUGGGGCUGCUCGUCUAUGACAUCUUCUGGGUUUUCUACUCUACUUCUAUCUUCAACGCCAACGUCAUGGUAGAGGUUGCCAUCAAGAAGGCGGACAAUCCUGUGGCAAUGAUGGGGGAGAAGCUGAAUCUACCGAGUCUGAUCAAGUCACGACCCCCUCUCUCCAUCCCUGGCAAACUGAUAGUACCAAGCUUCUUUCAAGACAAAUCCUUCGCCAUGUUAGGACUAGGAGACAUUGUGUUGCCAGGGCUGUUGCUGUGCUUUGCCAUGAGGUUCGACAGUGAGAGUAGGUCAGUCAAUCUCCAUGGCUCCGCCCACAGUGGUGGGGGGCUCACGAGGUACAUCCUACACUGCAGGAGGUGGUCCUACUUCACCGUGGCAAUGAUUGGAUAUGCCAUCGGACUGGUGACAGCUGGUCUGAUAGCUGACCUGUUUCGAGCGGCUCAGCCCGCCCUCCUCUACCUGGUGCCAGGUGUCCUGAUUCCACUGUUUGUCAAGGCCAUCUUACAGGGUGACUUUCGAGCCAUGUGGGCGGGGCCAUUCACAAAACCACCCCUCAUAUCCUUGGAAACGGACAAGAGAGGUUACCAUCGCCUGGGACAGUACUCGUCAUCAAUACUACCGUCAUAAUCACUAGCUCUCAACCCCUUCAUUACUAUGCUGUACGUGUUGUCAAGAGCCCAUGGGCUCCUGGUGUUAUUUAUACAUGUAUUUUUUGAUUGUG
Molecule: messenger RNA, 1350 nt
Organism: Halichondria panicea
Lineage: Eukaryota; Metazoa; Porifera; Demospongiae; Suberitida; Halichondriidae
Product: signal peptide peptidase-like 3
Exons: 12
Coding region: 45-1256 (403 amino acids)
Biological process (GO): membrane protein proteolysis
Cellular component (GO): cytoplasmic side of endoplasmic reticulum membrane; Golgi-associated vesicle membrane; lumenal side of endoplasmic reticulum membrane
Molecular function (GO): aspartic endopeptidase activity, intramembrane cleaving
Source: RefSeq, a predicted model, not a curated record